AUGAGUUGUUCAGAUGAAGAGAAAGUGGAAUUGGCUGCGUAUCAUCUCCGGGACCAGGCAGUCACAUGGUGGGAGAUGCAGAAGACAAUCUUUGGGGAACAGCGCAUCACAUGGGCGAUGUUCCGGGAUGCUUUUGAGCGGCAGUAUUUUCCAGCCACAUUCUGUUUAGCUCGACGCCAGGAAUUCCUGAAUCUCAAGCAGGGUGAUCGAUCGGUGAUGGAGUACAACGCUGAAUUCUGCAGAUUGGCUGAGUUUUGCCCUCAUUUGGUGGUGCAGGAUUAUGACCGGAUGCAGCAGUUCACCCAGGGUUUAGCAGCAUAUAUUCGGCUCAGGAUGUCAGGAUUUCCAGGUAGCUCCUACCGAGAAGUUUUGGAUCAUGCACUGUUUAUCGAGAUGACUCAGCAGCAGGUAAAUCAGGAGAAAGGCCAUGAUAAGCAGUCGUCACAAAAGAGAGGGAACAAAGGUCAGAGUUCACAGGCUACCACGGGAGGUUCUUCUCGGCCGCGGAAGUCAGGGCGGACGUCUGAUGGAACAUCUCAUCCUCCUCAGCAUGAUUGGAAGAAAGAUAGAUCUGGAUCCAGAUGCACAGUUGGAGGCUACUAA
Zingiber officinale is the source of this 603-nucleotide messenger RNA. RefSeq lists its product as uncharacterized. The record is from RefSeq and is a predicted model, not a curated record. The transcript has 2 exons. The coding region runs from base 1 to 603 and encodes 200 amino acids. Lineage: Eukaryota; Viridiplantae; Streptophyta; Magnoliopsida; Zingiberales; Zingiberaceae.